This is a messenger RNA of Trachemys scripta elegans, 2462 nucleotides long. RefSeq names its product glypican 6 (gene GPC6). The record is from RefSeq and is a predicted model, not a curated record. Gene Ontology annotation, biological process: regulation of protein localization to membrane; cell migration; regulation of signal transduction. Gene Ontology annotation, cellular component: cell surface; extracellular region; plasma membrane. The transcript is spliced from 10 exons. Bases 417 to 2114 code for a protein of 565 amino acids. NCBI's taxonomy places the organism in Eukaryota, Metazoa, Chordata, Testudines, Emydidae.
CACACACACUUGUGCAUUCUCCAGUCCAUCCCCACACGGGCAGACAGGGAGUGAGGGCUCGCCAGCCUCACACAGGCAGGCACAGCUCAGUGGCUCCAGGAUUUUGCUGCCCCUGUCUCGGGACUCCGAUCCGCAGCAGCCAGCCAGACCUGUGUGUGUCGCGGAGGGGUUGUUCGAACUGGGAAAGAAGAAGCGGGCGGAGGGCGGCCGCUGCUGCUCCUGACCGCUAGUGUGUGUGCGCACAUCUCCCCUUCGGCUUAUAAAAGUUUGCCUCAGCAAGCCGGGGGGCUCCUCGCUCCCCCUCUGCUGGGGGACCCCGUCUGCUCCUCACCCUGGAGGCACCUCGGCUCUGUUCGCAGCGGGUGAAGGUGGGACCGUUCCCCGGGAUUUAUUGAGCUGGAUUUGCAUUUUGCACCAUGUCUUCUUGGAUCGCGGCUCCGCUGGUGGCUUUAACCGGGCUGCUGCUGUCACUUUCGGCCGGGGCUGAUGUGAAGGCUCGGAGCUGCAGUGAGGUGCGGCAGGCGUAUAGUGCCAAAGGCUUCAGCCUGGUCAAUAUACCCUUUCAGGAAAUAGCAGGGGAACAUUUGAGAAUCUGUCCUCAGGAGUAUACAUGCUGCACCACAGAAAUGGAGGACAAGUUGAGCCAACAGAGCAAACUGGAGUUUGAAAACUUGGUGGAGGAAACAAGUCACUUUGUGCGCACCACCUUUGUGUCCAGGCACAAGAAGUUUGAUGAAUUUUUCCGAGAGCUUUUGGAGAAUGCAGAAAAAUCCUUAAAUGAUAUGUUUGUACGAACAUAUGGAAUGCUGUACAUGCAGAAUUCAGAAGUGUUCCAGGACCUCUUCACAGAAUUGAAACGAUAUUAUACAGGAGGCAAUGUAAAUUUGGAGGAGAUGCUGAAUGAUUUCUGGGCUCGGCUAUUGGAGCGAAUGUUCCAGCUCAUAAACCCCCAAUAUCAUUUCACUGAGGACUAUCUGGAGUGUGUAAGCAAAUACACAGACCAGCUGAAACCAUUUGGAGAUGUACCCAGGAAACUGAAGGUUCAAGUGACUAGAGCUUUCAUUGCUGCACGGACCUUUGUUCAGGGGCUGACUGUAGGCAGAGAGGUUGCAAACAGAGUAUCCAAGGUCAGUCCAACCCCAGGGUGCAUCCGUGCACUAAUGAAGAUGUUAUACUGCCCUUACUGCAGAGGACUUCCCACUGUGAAACCUUGCAACAACUACUGCCUCAACGUAAUGAAGGGCUGCCUAGCAAAUCAGGCCGAUUUGGACACUGAGUGGAAUCUGUUCAUAGAUGCUAUGCUCUUGGUAGCAGAGAGAUUAGAGGGGCCAUUCAACAUUGAAUCAGUCAUGGAUCCUAUCGAUGUCAAGAUUUCUGAAGCCAUCAUGAACAUGCAAGAGAACAGUAUGCAGGUGUCAGCAAAGGUCUUUCAAGGAUGUGGCCAGCCUAAACCAGCACCUGCUUUAAGAUCUUCCCGCUCUGUUCCUGAGAACUUCAAUACCCGCUUUAGGCCAUACAAUCCUGAGGAGAGACCAACAACAGCUGCUGGUACAAGUUUGGAUAGACUGAGGACUAUCUGGAGGACAAUGCAACAUGGUGUAACAGACAUUAAAGAAAAACUGAAGCUUUCAAAAAAGUUCUGGUCAACUUUACCAUAUACUAUCUGCAAGGAUGAAAGAGUGACAGCUGGCAUGUCAAAUGAAGAGGACUGCUGGAAUGGCCAUACCAAAGCUAGAUACCUGCCUGAGAUUAUGAAUGAUGGGCUGACCAACCAGAUCAACAAUCCCGAAGUAGAUGUGGACAUCACAAGGCCCGACACCUUCAUACGGCAACAAAUCAUGGCCCUAAGAGUCAUGACUAACAAACUGAAGAAUGCAUACAAUGGAAAUGAUGUAAACUUCCAGGAUACAAGUGAUGAAACCAGUGGCUCAGGAAGUGGAAGUGGUUGCACUGAUGAUAUCUGUCCGACAGAGUUUGACUUCAUCACCACGGAGGCACCACCUGUUGACUCAGACAGGAGAGAAGUAGACUCUUCAGCAAUCCAGUCUAGCCAGUCACUGUUUACGUUGUUCAUCAUCUGCAUCGUCCUUGUACUGCAGAGACAGUGGAGAUAAUCCUGGUUCUGGUCAGAGAGACUGUGUUUUAGCUACAAAAACAGCCAACUUGCUCCUUUUCUUACACUCUUGGACUAUGGACCAUGCCACAAAUACUUACAGAUUUCUAUGAGAAGAGAGCAGUACUGCAGCCUGCUUCCCUUUUUGUUUUCCCAAAGAGUACCAGGUGCCAGACUGAACUGCUUCCUGUUUCUUUCAAGAUAUCUGUGAAGACAAUGUCCACUCUUGAGAGAAUUCUUUCUCAGAUCUUUAUUAUUGGAGACUUUCUGAGCUGCAUUAUGCUGCAGAAGUAAAAAGGAUCUUACGGUGUGAGGGUUUCCUUAACAAGAAAAAAAAGAGAAAGAAAGA